GGGAAUUGGCCCUUGUAUUUAUUCACAUUUUCAUGUUCUAUGUAUCGACACUUACCGGUGACCGUGGCACAGUGGUUAAGGCGUCCUCCUCGGGAUCAGGAGGUCGAAGGGGGAUGUUUGUCAUGGGACUCGUUCCGAAAAGGCCGGUUCGUGAGCCACGAGCAAGUUAGAUGAACGGUUACCGACUUCUAUCCGCCCGGCCCUUCGCAAAGUGCUAGGAGUUGGGAGGCAGGUGGUACGCACAAUAAAUGUGUCUCAUAAACCGAAUUGGCUAGCCCUUUUAAAAGGGGUGACACGAUAAUAAGCAAGACCUUUACCCUAAUUUUUUAUAAAAUAGACAUUAGAAAUGCGCAGAAACAUCAGUGCCGUAACAAGCCCUGAAAAAACACGAAGGCAGAAUUCAUAUAUUUGUAUUAUAAUGUGUGUAUGAAUUAUUAUUUUGUAAUUGAUUUUAUUUACUUUUAAUGUCUAUUCAAUGUACAUCUAUUACAUAUAUAUUGCAUUUCAAUUUUAUCUUAAAGUUAAACAUGUAACCAAUUUGCCGGGUCACGAAUUCUGUUUGCAAUGUUGUAAACAACAGGUGUUAUAUGUAUGCUACAUCACGUUCCUUAUUAACAGUAUCCUUGUAUUUUUCAAGCUUUAUCACGUGUGUUUAAAUUCAUAAUUCGUAACUUUAGUAAUAUGUUAAUUCAGACGUGGUAUAUAUGAUGUCUAUCUAAUGAAUAUUCUAGCUAGUGCGUGAUGUGUAAUAUCUGCCUUUCCUCCAAAGUAGAUAAAAAUUAUAACUUAAAUGCCAAUCAAAGAUGUUUUACUGUAAGUCCUUUGGACGAAAUCUAAUUGUGAGACCCCAAGAUAUAGUUUAUGUGCUAUAAAAAUUUGUGUUCUAAGAUUCGUUAUCAUUUUUCUGUUUUGAUUUUAUAUGAGUAAACAUGAAGUAAGAAUAUAAGUUGUAGUAAACCUUGUAACUGAACUUGUUUUUAGCAACUAUACAAUUACGGGUGUGACUACGCUAUAGUGUUUCAUGGGUUAAAAGCCGUAAAAAGUCGCCCCGACUUCAUCUCAGUGUUGUUAUAUUUUCUGGUCCUUCGGGAUCAUUGAUUUCAACUCAUUUAGAUUUGAAGAUUGAAUUCUGCUUAAGCCGGUGCUAGGGGGCGUGGGUAGUGUUGCAUUUUCUAUUACUGCUCAUGUACAGACUCAAUCAAACCGAGUCUGCAAUUUUCACUGUUUGCCUUGUUUUCGGUGCUUCCGAGGGAUCUACUUUUCAGAUUUUAGGUACAAACUGCGAUUUUACAAUUCAUCAGUUAAUUUGAACUUUUUUUUUCUUCAACUAUAGAAAGCACGUGGAGUUGUAGCAUAUGUUAAUGCAGUGUUACAGGGGCCCAUCCUGAGAUUUUCUGUGAAAUUCUGCAAGACAAAAUGGUGUAUUUUUAGUUUUUUCAGAUAAAACAAUCUCGACAAAACAUUUCAGAAAUGUACUCACAACUCGUCUGCAAUAUUGAAGCCAAGUUGAGGUAUUGUAAAGUUUUGACACUAUACAAUACAACUGUGUUAGUUUCAAGCGAUUUCAGACAAAAAUUUGGGCAAAAUGUCACACUACUUGCUUACAUAAUUGGAGUACACGUAGAGGAUUGUGUUCGUGGUCAAAGCUGUGCAUUUUAAACAACCUUCGAAAGAAAAUAUGAGAAAAUAAGGUUAAAAUGUUUGCAUUAGUGGCCUGCAUAAUUGUAAAGUAAAGUUAAAAAACAAGUAAAGAUGGGAUUUCAAGGGUCUUCCCUAAGAGUACUUUGAUAUUAUAAAAGACAAAAUGGUGCAUUUUAAGACAUCUCUGAUAAAGAAUUUGAGAGAAUCAGGUUGAAAUGUACACAUUUCCCGGCUGCAUAACUAGAGUAAAAAACAGAGAUGGAGUCCAGGAUCCUCCCCGCGUAAUUUUAAAUUGAUAGAAGAUAAAUGGGACAUUUAUACCAUCUCUAACAAAAAACCUUAGCAAAUCAGGUUAAAGUGUACGCAUACGACUACUCGUCUGUGUAAUUUUAGUGAAAGUAGAAGUGGAGUUCGGGACCCUCUUAGAGAAAUGAGGAAAAUUCAAUGAAGAGAACAGGUAGUGGGCUCAGAAAUUCUUAAGUUCCACAAGAAAAUGGUUCGUUUUUAAAGCCAGAUUAUGAAAUUGUUAGUAAAACUUUGUGUGAUUCACUAGCAAAUGUACAAAAUUAAAUGCUUAUAUGAGAAAUGAUUGGAGGGAAAUGUAUGACUAUGUUUAGGAGUUACCGUUGACUCUACAAUCGCACAAGAACCAAAACUCAAUGUCUCUUUCGUAAGCCAGUGUACAAUAAGUCAAGUCGAGAUAUCAUUUCCAUCAAUAUAUGUAUAUAUGACUCGGGCAUUUCUUGAUUGGACACAUCAAAAUGAGUUUUCAGUACACAGAAAUCCUAAAAUGGACAAAGAAAUAUUUACAUCUACGAAGGGGAUUUGAAUAAACCAUAUAUAGACAUAGACAAAUCGGGUAAGAUAUUUUUUAUCAAAUGUAUCUGUUUUGUUUAGAGCGAAAACAGAACUUUUAUAGAUAUAUCAAAUGUGAAAAAAAAAGAUAUGUAUACUUUUUUUAUAUAAAACUUGUCGUUUUCUAUUCAGCCCGUUAAACAAUUUCAUAUCGUCGGUGAUAACAUCUGAAACUCGUCUUCAAUUAUUCUGCGAUAUACGUGAUAACUUCAGUAUGUUGUCAGAUGUAAAUGAUGUCAUUGAUUUAUCUAUGGUGGCUUUUAGGGUGUCUCGUGAUGUUGCAUUGGCCUGCACGUUUCUUUGUGUCGUCCUGGCACGCACCUCAAACAUCAUAACAAAAUUUUAAAAGUGUGUGUUGUUUUGCAAAACAAACUGAUAAAGAUACAAAGAACUCGACAUAAAGAUACAUUUAAUUUCGUAUUUAACAGAGAGCUCGUUUCAUACAUUCGAUGGAUUCUAAAACUGUCGUGGAGAAAUUGUUUCUUUUUUUGUGCAGUGAAGAGAAAACGUCCGGUAAGAGGACUGUACUGGUUUCUCCAAGGAAAGACGGCUUUGUGUGUAUCGUAGCUAUACACCGGACACGUUUAAAGAACCAGAUUGUCUAUUCACAAAGAACUAAGCUAAGUUAACCGGACAAGCAUGUAUCCAGAAGGGAUUUCUCUCUCUCCCUUUAUUAUUAUUAUUAUUAUUAUUAUUAUCAUCAUUGUAUAUCAUAUUUAUAUAGCACUCUUUUCAUAUAAAAAUACGUUCAAAAGUGCUUUACAUAAACAACAUCUAUAUAAUGUUCAAUACAAAUGGUAAUUGAACUAUUAUAGAAAACAGUUUAAAAUUACAUUACGAUAGUAAGAUACCUAGCAUUUUAAAUUUGAUGUAUGCAGAUCUAAUCAUGAAACAAAAUACAAUAUCGUAAAAAACAUUAACUAACUGAUCUAUUAAAGACGAUUAAUUUCGCGCCCUGCUAGGCUUCGUUUGUGCUAUGUAAAGCGUCUUUGCAUAUUUAUCAUGGAAAGGGCGCUAUAUAUAUGUGGUACAAUAAUAAUGAUAAUGAUGUAACGUCAUCCGGUUGCUCAAACUUACAUAUCAAUUAUUUAUCAAAGUUUCCAGCUAGAUGGAAAAAUGAUAACAUUUUUGCAGAAAUAUUCUAGAAUGAAAUUGGAAAGAAAUGCCACGGCUCUUCAGGGACAUAUCUAGCUAAUAACUAUCUUCGUACCUGUAAGAAGUGGCAAUUGUUUAAUUUUUUCAAUCAGUAAAAAAAAAAUAUUGGGUUUUCCAUAAUGCAGUGAAGUCAUGGUCACGUGACUGAGAUACUUGAUGAAACGAUAAUAUUGCGCAGGAAGACUUCAGCAGGUACGUACAUUCACUUACAUUCUACCCUGCAGUUUCUACACAAACAUAGAACAAUAUAACGUUACGUAGCUCUAAAUCAUCCACAGACAUUCAAGUUUAAGUACAUUUUAUUUUUGGCAUUUAAAUACAUUAUCUAGACGGGAAAAGAACACUAUAUACUGACACAGACUACUUUCAGUUUUCAGUGUGACCACAGGGGCAGAUUCGACGAAUUACUACCUUCGUUCCUUAUUUGAGCACUUUCUCAAGAAUCUGCGCAUUUCGAGUAGUAACAAAGUCAGAAAUUCAUCGAAAACGAAAGUUGGAUAACAGGAAGUAAAAUAUCUGUGAAAUGAGUCACCAAGAAGAGUUGGAGAAAAAGAAAUACAGAAACUGGGUGAGAGGUGGACUGGCGUAUAAAUAUCUUAAAGAAGGUAUAAAAGGAUUUGCUGAUGAUGUGGUUGAAGAAGAACGCAGGAAAAUUAAUCAGGACGUCAUAUCCGGACGUAGCUGUAACAAAUGCAGCAUUAGAAACCUGCGACCAUUGCAUACUUGUAAGAAGGAUCAUGCAGGCAGAAACAAAUGUGCAUGGGGCCAAAACAGCUGUAACUGUCUGUAUAGAAAGAAACAGCGUUGUCCUGCUAAAGUAUGCGACGUUAUUAUGGAAGAAAUUCUAAAAAAUCACGCAUCGACACCGCCUUCACCAAACUGGAAAAAUACAGAUCUACAGAAAUGGUGUUCAGCUCCAUGGGAGAUCGCAAAAUGUUUCAUCAAUGCACCAGGAUAUUCUGACAAGUCUACGGCAGACGAUAUUGACAUUUCAGGGUUACUUCAUGUUUUCAUCAACAAUAUCAGCUACAAAACACACUUGUCUGACAACAUAAACAGGGGCGAUAUAUUUCAAAAGAUUCUACAAAGAAGAAAUGAAUUAUUUCAUUCACCGACCAUGGAAAUGGAAAACACCAAGUUGAAUGCAUGUAUAGAUGAAAUCAUAGCAAUUCUUGAGGAUGAAAAAGAACUGAAAGCAAGACAUGAUGCUCAAUCAGCAGUCGUAAAACUUAAACAGUUGAAGCAAGAGAACUUUAUCAUCACCACACACAACGAGGUCGAUGUUUGCAGAGAAGCUCUAACAUCCAUUACCAACGAUGCAGAGGAACUGAAACAAACGAUUCAAGAUGCCAAAGAUGACAUUGCUAAGAAACAAGCAGAAGCUACUGAAGCGGUAGGUGAAGAGGCAAAAAAAGUUCUGCGAGACAAUUUGGGAGAAUCAGACAAUCAGAAUGAGACACUAUAUGAAAGAGUUGGACGGCUUGAACAGCGUCUUACAACACUGGAGUGUAGAGUAGACAAUCUGGAAACAAUACGUCAAAAUCAGCAGAAAAAGUUAGACUACGUGGAAGGAAAACAAGCGCUUCAGAAUGGCUUGGUGAAAUUAUAUCAGCAGCAUUAUGUAAAAACAUCUAUUUCACCUCUAAAAUCCCAAGAGAACGACAUCAGCAUAAACGAAGUUUAUGUUUCACCACAAAUGGCAGUAGAAGAACAAACAAAGUCCAAUGAUGGCCAAGACAGAAAAGUAGAAAAGCGCACGCCCCAAAGAAAAUAUAUACAUGGAUAUCGUCAAAUAUUUCAAACAAAUGGACAAAAACAUAAAGCAAUUUAUAUAGUUGGCGAUGUUGGAACUGGGAAAAGUUCUUUCUGUAAAAUGAUGAUUCAAAACUGGUGCGCUGCUUUUACAAAUAAUUCAGUCAGUAUUGUUUCUGGCAGCAAGCGUGGCAGUUCUACUGAGCCUGAUACCGGAGCUACUUCCGAAGAUAUAAAGAAGUCAGAUACAGAUAAUAUUAAUGAGAUUAGAAAUUUUGAUUUUCUUUUCUUCGUACCCUUGCAGAAAAUGUCAGGACUAAGCGAUAUAACUGAAAUGAUCAAAGCGAUAGUUACAGACGCCGGUCUUGCGGCAAAUGACGUGAUAAACGGAAUACUUGAGCGAGAAUCGGAACGUUGUCUUAUCGUUGCAGACGGAUUGGAUGAAUGGACUCUUCCAAAAGAUAAAUGUCGUUUAUCACAUAUCAGUUAUGGUUUGCCAAAAAGAGACAGAGCAAAACAUGCAACGGUCAUUACACUUUCUCGACCGUCAGCUAAAGGAAUACUCAACAUGAAAUCUUCAGAAUGUGACAAAAAAGUAGAAUUAUUAGGAAUUGAUAUAAAUUCAGUUGAAUGUUUCACUGAAAAGUACCUGUCAAAGUCUAACAAUAAAGGUAUAUCUUCAAGGGCAUUCAUGGAGAAAGUCAAAUCGGCGGAACUUAAACAUCUAGAGAAAACCCCUCUGCUUUUGCAACAACUGGCAUGGUUGUACUGCAACGAAAUUGAAUUUGGAAAGUCUAUAAGUGAUACAUACAGUCAUAUUAUUAAUUUCAUGCUUGGCUGGACACAGAACAAAGAAGAGGAAGAAGACGUGGAAGAAGAUCAAAUUGGCGAUACAAAUGAGGAUAAAGACGAGAAGCUCCCCGUAAUGUUACAUAAUUUUGACAGAUGUGAGGCAAACAAAAGAUAUCUCCUUCCAUUAGCUAGAGUUGCAUUUGGAGCCUUGACUUCAGAAACGGGGUCAAACGCAUUCGGCAGAAAACAACUGCGAAAGAGAGGUGUGUCAAAUAUUUGUAUAAUUACACUCAUAAAGUUUGGAAUCCUGGUAGAAGAGAAUUGCUUUGAUCCGACAAAAGAGAACACUAGGUUAGCAUUCAUCCACAUAUCCUAUCUUGAGUUUUUCGCCGCUGUACAUGUAUCCGGUCAAUAUAACAAAGAUCAGUGUUCAAUACAUCAAGAUACUGUUUUGGAAGAACUAUUUCGAAAUUGUAAAUCAGCUGCCGACAUACUACAGUUAUCUAAUGUUCUUAAAAUGAUAUGUGGAAUGUCUCCAUACUUAAUAUCAGAACUGUCAAAAAUGAUUUCAGCUAUUGUAUCUAGGGAUGAAAAUAUGAUAGCAUAUAGAGACGAACUGACAGAGUAUUUGUGGCACAAACCAAUCCACGAACUUGAACAGAUUCAGCAUCUUAUGUUCAACUGUCUAUCCGAGGGAAAUUCGGAUGAUCAAUCGAUGUUCAGUCUUUGUGAUGUUAUCAUACUCUACUCUACAGAGAUGUCCUUUCUACAAAGAAUAAUACCAGAGAAUGUGUUAUCUGUUUAUGCUAGUUUAAUCUCAGAUGAAAUAUGGAGAUGGAUUGUACAACUGAAACAACUUCAAUAUCUGUACAUUCCUUUUAGUAAAUUACCCCAAAGUGAGAUGGUAUUGUUAUGCUCAUUUAUACAAGAAACACGUCUAAGAUAUCUUUCAUUGAACCGUGUAGAUUGCAAACAGUGUUAUUGUAAAGGUCAUACGAUUGAUUUUUCUAAAAAUGAUAAGCUUCAGAUACUUCAACUUUUAAACUGUAACCGAGUGAUGAUUCCUGACAUUAACACUAAACAUCUUGAAAAAUUACAUUUGCGUUCAUCUAGGACAUUAGAUAUUGAUCUUCUGUUAAAUGCAAGCAGUCUGACAGAACUUCAAUUUGGAUAUGAUUUAUAUCGUAGUUUUGCAUAUGACAAAGAAGUGGAUUCUGUGGUACAUACCUUACAUCAGUUACGGAAACUCAGAUUAGUUGAGGCAAAUAUUGAUACGAAUGCUCUCACUGUUACAUCCGAGAUGAGAAACCUUGAACACAUUGAACUACUUGACAUCCAAAUGAGCCAGGAAACAUGGCGUACAUUCGUUGAUAGUCUCCUUACUCUUCAACAAUCUGUAUCUGUAUCUGUAUCUUUAUGUUAUUCAUCUUUUACAAUAGACCACUACAAAAACUAUGUAAGACAGAAUAAAAUGUUUGAAGUGAUAAAAGAUCACAGGAAGGGUUUAGAAUUUAGGACAGAAAAAUAAUUGUAACUAGCUCAACAUUUUCAUACCUGGAAAUAUUGAGAACUGAAAGUGAAACCGUUACAUUAUUUCUGGCAGAAAAAAAGAAAACAUUACAUUAUUUCUGUCGGGAAGUGGAAACAUCACAAUAUUUUUGACCGAAAGUUAGAAAUGACAAGAGAUUAUAUAAAUGUACAUUAGAUUUUUAAAUUCCAUUUGCUUUAAAAAUGUGAACGCUGUGUUCAGAUAUCAUGAUGCGACACUUGUACUCUUACUGAAAAAUAAAUAGAAUGAUGAAACUAAAUCAUUAUAA
Mercenaria mercenaria is the source of this 8012-nucleotide messenger RNA. RefSeq lists its product as uncharacterized. Lineage: Eukaryota; Metazoa; Mollusca; Bivalvia; Venerida; Veneridae. The record is from RefSeq and is a predicted model, not a curated record. The transcript has 6 exons. The coding region runs from base 4175 to 7723 and encodes 1182 amino acids.